GAAGGAAACGUGCUGUACAGUUUGGGAAGUGGAGCAGGCGGUUUCUCCCACACGUGUUUGCGCGGUAGCAGCUACAAGGUGGGGUGUAAUGCUCCAUGAAUAGAAGAAAGCUCGCAGGAUAAACUUCAACUGUGAAGACAUUACUUGACGCCUGUUAGCUGUUCGAUGCCACUAUGAAGUACAUCCUGGUCACAGGUGGUGUUAUAUCCGGUAUUGGCAAGGGCAUCAUUGCUAGCAGUGUUGGUACCAUCCUGAAGUCCUGCGGUCUUCGUGUCACAGCCAUCAAAAUUGAUCCAUAUAUCAAUAUUGAUGCUGGAACUUUUUCGCCUUAUGAACACGGUGAAGUGUUUGUUCUAGAUGAUGGCGGUGAGGUAGAUCUAGACCUGGGAAACUACGAGCGUUUUUUAGACAUCCGCCUUACCAAAGACAACAACCUUACCACGGGAAAGAUCUACCAGUCGGUAAUCAACAAGGAGAGGAGAGGAGACUACCUGGGCAAGACGGUACAAGUGGUACCGCACAUCACAGAUGCCAUCCAGGAGUGGGUAAUGAAGCAGGCUAGAGUUUCAGUAGAUGAGGACGGUGUGGAGCCUCAAAUUUGUGUGAUAGAGCUGGGUGGAACAGUAGGGGACAUCGAGAGCAUGCCUUUCAUUGAGGCCUUCAGACAGUUUCAGUUCAAGGUUAAGAAAGAAAACUUCUGCAACAUCCAUGUCAGCUUGAUACCACAGCCAAGUGCCACAGGCGAGCAGAAAUCCAAACCGACCCAGAACAGCGUCCGGGAGCUCAGAGGGCUGGGCUUGUCUCCAGACUUGAUUAUGUGCCGGUGUACAACGCCCCUGCAAACAUCUGUCAAGGAGAAGAUCUCCAUGUUUUGUCAUGUGGAGCCGACACAGGUGAUCUGUGUCCAUGAUGUAUCCUGCAUUUAUAGAGUUCCCCUGCUGCUGGAGAACCAGGGUGUUGUGAACUACUUCUCUGAUCGGCUCAACCUGUCUAUCGGGCUGAGACCCAGAAAGCUGCUGUCAAAGUGGAAAGAGAUGGCUGACAGAUCGGACCGUUUCUUGGAACAUGUGUCCAUAGCCCUGGUGGGAAAAUACACCAAGUUAUCUGACUCCUACGCGUCCGUUAUUAAGUCUCUAGAGCACUCAGCCCUCGCCAUUAAUCACAAACUUGAGGUCAAGUACAUAGACUCAUCAGACUUGGAGGCUGGCACUCUGAAAGAUGAGCCAGUGAAAUAUCACGAGGCCUGGCAAAAACUCUGCAGUGCUCAUGGCGUUUUGGUACCAGGAGGUUUUGGUGUAAGAGGGACAGAAGGCAAGAUGCUGGCUAUCAAAUGGGCAAGGACGCAAAAUAAGCCGUUCCUGGGGGUAUGCUUGGGCAUGCAGCUGGCAGUGUGCGAGUUUGCCCGGAACGUACUCGGCUGGGAAGAUGCCAACUCUACGGAAUUUAAUCCAGAGUCCAAAUACCCUGUGGUGAUUGACAUGCCAGAGCACAACCCAGGGCAGAUGGGUGGAACUAUGAGGUUGGGGAAGAGGCGGACCAUUUUCAAAUCCAGCCCCAGUGUACUGAGGAAACUGUACGGAGGUGUGGAAUAUGUUGAAGAGAGGCACAGACACAGAUUUGAGGUCAAUCCAGAGCUGAAGCACCACUUUGAAAAAAAGGGAUUUCGGUUUGUUGGCCAGGAUGUGGAAGGAGAGAGGAUGGAGGUCAUUGAACUGGACGAUCAUUGUUACUUUGUUGGAGUGCAGUACCAUCCAGAGUUCACCUCCAGACCCAUCAAACCUUCUCCUCCGUACUUUGGUCUCCUGUUGGCUGCGGCAGGAAAGCUCCCAGGCUACCUAGCCAAGGGCUGUCGUCUUUCUCCACGGGACACUUACAGCGACUGCAGCGGUAGCAGCUCUCCUGAAGUGGACAUCUCUGACUUCCCCUCUUUCUAGGUGUUUACUACAGUGUCACCCACACGGAUAAGUGUUAGGUCUCAAACUGAUUUUACAAAACCAAAAUGUAUAUUAAACACUGACCGGUACAAUAUGUUGGUAACUUGUACUGUAAAUAUAUCUUGUCUUCAGGGAUUGUAAAAGGUAAAGGAACUCCAUUAACACUUGUGGUGCUGCAAUAAGCAAACUGUUGCUGUCUUUUUUUUUUUUUUUUUUUAAGAAAAUACCUUCUUUUGAGGGGGAGCUUGAUUGAAAUGUUUGGCGUAGCGUAGCUGCCCAGGGAAUGUUUGUUGAAUAAAUUAGGAAUAGGAAAGUGUUCUUUUGGAAAUGCUACUUUGCAGUUGAGCACAUAAGCUCAUGUCUAACUCAGAAACUUCAGUAACAGAAGUGGUUGGAGUUGCAGUCUGUUUAAUUGGAUUCUUGUCUUCACAUAAGUUCAACCCAAUGUAUGAAAACAAUGCUAAAAGUGCAUGCAGUUAUUUGUGACAUCUCCAUUUGCUGCCUUUUUAUCAAGGAAAUCCAUUGUGUUAUUUAUAAAUUAACCCCUUUGAGAUGCUUGUCACUGUGUGUUUUACAGCUUUAUUUGAUGAGUUUCUACUAAUUGUUUUAAUGCCAUUGUUGUUUUUUAAUAUUUCUUUUUGCAUUCAAACGUGGACAGGGAAGAUAAUGUUUGUGACUGCUACGACAUUUCUGCAGUUUCUGCAAUGCAGUUCAAUGAAUAAGGGAAAAGGAAGAUUAUUUCCUUUUAUUUUUUCUCCCAUUGCUCUUUGCUACCUUAUCUGAUCCAGAACAACCUAAAUGAAUUAUGCUGGUGCACGGUCAUGUGAGAGUCUGACCCUUGAGUCAUCUCUAAGAAAACAACUACGCUGGGCAUCUGAAAAUUGAUACACACGAUUUCAGUUUUGUUCUGUGCUGCUUGUAUGAAUAUAUGCCCUUGCUUCUGCUUCUCUCCUCUCCUCCUGCUCUUCUGUCCCACCGCCCUCUUUUUACUGACACUAAGCAGCUGGCCCCUCUACAAUGAGCUGGACUCUGCUCAAGGUUUCUUCCCGCUAAAAGUGAGUAUUUACGUGCUUCCGUUGCCUUAGUGCCUGCUCUGGCCUCUGUAAAGAAGACCAGAGACAAUUUAGAGUGAAGCUUUAUAAAUAAAAUUCAAUGGAUCUGUGAAGGUUUUCAGUCAUUCAGGUCACAUCUACAAGUUCAGUUUCAGGCUUUUUUGAAAAUGUCAUUGAAUUUUAUCUCAGUUUUUGUGGCAGGCAUUUACAAAUCACAGACCGACUUAUGAGUGUGUUUUUUUUUUUUUUUUCGUUUUUUUUUUUUUCUCAGACUUGAAUAAAAUGCCAUUUACUGUUAUGGAAUUAACUUGUGAUGUUGUGAAGGUGCUUCAAUAAAAAUCUAACUUUCUCAUUGCAAA
Messenger RNA from Mugil cephalus (flathead mullet), 3345 nucleotides. RefSeq names its product CTP synthase 1-like. The record is from RefSeq and is a predicted model, not a curated record. Gene Ontology annotation, molecular function: CTP synthase activity; identical protein binding. Gene Ontology annotation, cellular component: cytoophidium; cytoplasm. Gene Ontology annotation, biological process: CTP biosynthetic process; pyrimidine nucleobase biosynthetic process. Lineage: Eukaryota; Metazoa; Chordata; Actinopteri; Mugiliformes; Mugilidae. The transcript has 18 exons. The coding region runs from base 174 to 1934 and encodes 586 amino acids.